UCCGUAGGAUCCAGGGAGCUAGCCGCCUGCCGAUCUCCAACACAGAUUGUCACCCACAGGGCAAGGAACACUGUGUCAAAACUGCUCCCCUUCCUUAUGACUGUGUGCACUUAUUUUGUGCUGUGGAUUCCACUCUCGGAGCCAGACUGGUACAAUGCCCUGAUUAAGUGUUUGCCUAUUGUAAGCCUGAUCUACUUUGUUCUCGUCUAUUCCGUCGGUGUGGGCAAGUUCAGCCCCUAUGCUAAGAUAAUCUUCCUGGGACUAGUCUUUUCUGCUGCUGGAGAUAUUAGCCUGGUUUGGCCAGAGUAUUUUCAACUGGGUAUGGUCAUGUUUGGAUUGGCGCAUAUCAUGUACACGACUGCAUUUGGCUUCCACCCUCUGAAUCUCCGAAUCUUCAUUGUUAUUGCCAUGUUUGGGGUCAGUUUUUACUCUCUGACUUUCCAGUACCUUGGUGGACCUUUUGUGUAUAUGGUAGCGGGAUACACUAUGCUUAUUUGCAUUAUGACAUGGAGGGCACUUUCGAGGGUCAACUUGGCCUCUUCCAAGUUCUCCUGGGCACAGGUCUCUGCAGCUGUGGGAUCUAUUUCUUUUAUGAUUUCUGACUGUGUACUGGCUGUUGAUAAAUUCUGCUUCCCUCUUUCCAAUUCUCGGGCGAUUAUCAUGUCAACAUAUUAUGGUGCCCAGAUGCUGAUCGCUCUCUCCAUCACUGGCUGGUCCAGAGAAGACUUUAUGUGGAAAUCGAAAUAACGUCUAUACAGAAUGUAUUCCUCAUAUAUGAUCAGUUAGGAUGGCCUCCAAUCACAUACGGCUGUAUUUUUAAGUAAUAUGUAAACAAUGUAAGUAUGUAUACUAUUAAAGGGGUUUCUCAUGAACACAAUUUUUUGGACCCCUUUCCAUCACAGCAAUUUUUUUUCACUUUUGUAUUUUUUAUCCUCGCCUUUCUAAGAUCCAUAUCUGUUUUAUUUUUGCAUCAACAUAACCAUAUUAGGGCUUAUUUUUUUGUUGUUUGACAAGUUGUAUUUUUCAAUGGCACUCUUUCCUUUACCAUAUAAUGCAUUGUAUACAAA
This is a messenger RNA of Hyla sarda, 1067 nucleotides long. It is a transcript of the gene TMEM86B, whose product is annotated as transmembrane protein 86B. The transcript has 3 exons. The annotation marks the transcript as partial. The record is from RefSeq and is a predicted model, not a curated record. NCBI's taxonomy places the organism in Eukaryota, Metazoa, Chordata, Amphibia, Anura, Hylidae. Gene Ontology annotation, cellular component: membrane.